Polyodon spathula (Mississippi paddlefish) is the source of this 5172-nucleotide messenger RNA. RefSeq names its product neogenin-like. Gene Ontology annotation, molecular function: protein binding. Gene Ontology annotation, cellular component: membrane. NCBI's taxonomy places the organism in Eukaryota, Metazoa, Chordata, Actinopteri, Acipenseriformes, Polyodontidae. Gene Ontology annotation, biological process: cell-cell adhesion. The record is from RefSeq and is a predicted model, not a curated record. The coding region runs from base 535 to 4971 and encodes 1478 amino acids. The transcript is spliced from 28 exons.
CCACGCUGCUGUUUUCCAAGCAGAAGCAGCGUCUGCGUCUCCCGCGGCAGAUCAGCUUUUUAGACUCGUCUGUUUGGUGUCCUUGUCUUGGAUCCCACCCAUUUUUAAAGUCCAUUUGGGUUUCUUUUUUUUUUUUUUUUUUAAUCCUCCUUGGUUGUGUUGUUAUCGGUGCUGUUUAUGAGAGUGCGGCUUCUCCGAUGUUAUGGAUUGACUCUGAUCUUCUUGCUUUCCUUUCUAACUUACUCAAGAAAACGAAAUUCAACCCCUUCGUCUUUUCGAUACGACACUGCAUGUUUCACCCGGCCAGUUUCAAACCAAGCUGAUCCAUGAUGUGUUUGAUUAAUAUAAUAUAAAGUGAAAAGGACUUUACUGUUUAGCUUUGGGGGAGAGAGAGAGAGAGAGAGAGAGAGAGAGAGAGAGAGAGAGAGGCACUGAACAAGAGACGGUAAACGAACAGGAUUUAAAACGCUGUUUUUUUUUUUUUUGCGGAGCGGUUUUUGCAAGUAAAAAAAAAACAUUUAUUUUUGAAAAGUGAUGGCAGAGUGGGGAGCACGGUUGCUCCUCUCUCUUUCGUGUAUCACCUUUCUUUCUUCGGCUACCGUGGCCAGGCAGUCAGACAAAGCGUCAGGCCAGAGACAGUUCACCCCCUUCUGGUUCUCGGUGGAGCCUGUCGACACGCUGGCUGUGCGCAGCUCCCCUGUCUUCUUGAACUGCUCGGCCCACAGCGAGCCCCCGGCACGGGUGGAGUGGAAGAAGGACGGCACCUUUCUGAACCUGGCCUCUGAUGACCGACGCCAGCUGCUACCCGACGGCUCCCUGCUCAUCCCCAGCGUGGUGCACUCCAAACACAGCAAGCCAGAUGAGGGCUUCUAUCAGUGCGUGGCCACCAUCGACAGCCUGGGCACCAUCAUUAGCAGGGCUGCACGCCUCACAGUCGCAGGUCUUCCAAGGUUUAGCAGCCAGCCAGGAGCUUCUUCAGUAACCCAGGGUGACAGUGUGGUUCUGAACUGUGACGUCAAUGUGGACCUGGUGCCCUUCACUCGCUGGGAGCUGGACCAGGAGCCCCUGGACCUCGAUGAGAGGGUGUUCAAGCUGCCUAACGGCACCCUGGUCAUCAGCAACGCCUCGGAGGCCGACGCCGGACUGUACCGCUGCGUGGUGGAAAACGUUGGACCUGUGAAAACCAGCGAUGAGGCUGAACUUCAGGUUCUACCAGACACAGGCACAGAGAGGAGGCUGCAGUUCCUGAGUCAACCCGCCCCAGUGACGAAGGCUAGGGGGCAGGACGUGCUUCUGCCAUGUGUGGUGUCGGGGUCCCCUGCACCCACAGUUCGGUGGAUGAUUGGAGACAAGGUCAUCGAUGAAAGUGAGGCCAGGUUUAAGGUGGUAGGAGGCGGGAGUCUGCAUGUGAUGAACCUCACAGAGGAGGAUGCUGGGAUAUACAGCUGCCUGGCGGACAACGGCAACGAAACCAUUGAGGCGCAGGCAGAACUGACAAUCCAAGCUCCUCCACAGUUCCUCAAGAGGCCGAGUAAUAUCUACGCCUAUGAGUCCAUGGACAUCGUGUUUGAGUGUGAGGUAACCGGCACGCCCGCUCCCACCGUCAAGUGGGUCAAAAACGGGGACGUGGUCAUUCCCAGCGACUACUUCAAAAUCAUUAAAGAACAUAACCUGCAGGUUUUAGGGCUGGUGAAGUCGGACGAAGGUUUCUACCAGUGCAUGGCUGAAAAUGACGUGGGGAAUAUACAGGCCAGCGCUCAGCUUAUCAUACUGGAACAUGAUGUUGCCAUUCCAACACCCCCUCCCACCUCACUGACAAGUGCCACUACUGACAAUGUAGCACCAGCGGGCAGCCCCGGACCCACCCCCUCGGCCCCCCGGGAUGUGGUGGCAUCGCUGGUAUCCACGCGCUUCAUCAAGCUCACCUGGCGCCCGCCCGCGGAGCCACACGGAGACAACAUCAACUACUCUGUCUACUACAGCCAGGAGGGCGCCACCAGGGAGCGGAUUGAGAACACCAGCCGGCCAGGAGAGCUGCAGGUGACCAUCCAGAACCUCAUGCCUGAAACCAAGUACGUGUUCCGAGUGGUGGCACACAACAGGAACGGACCUGGAGAGAGCUCCUCCCCUCUCAAGGUGGCCACGCAGCUUGAAGUCCAGGUCCCUGGUCCUGCCCCUAAUCUGCGAGCACUCGCCACAUCUCCAACCUCCAUCACUGUGAGCUGGGAGAUGCCCCUGUCAGGCAAGGGAGAGAUCCAGAACUACAAGCUGUACUACAUGGAGAAGGGACUGGGGAACGAGCAGGAUGUAGAUGUAGGAGGACUUUCCUAUACCAUAAACGGGCUGAAGAAAUACACAGACUACAACUUCAGAGUGGUGGCAUAUAACAAACAUGGACUUGGUGUGUCCACAGAAGACGUAGUGGCCAGGACUUUUUCGGAUGUUCCCAGUGCUCCUCCUCAAAACUUAACACUGGAAGUGCGCAAUUCCAAGAGCAUCAUGGUCCAGUGGCAGCCCCCACCUCCUGGCACACACAAUGGGCAGCUCACAGGCUACAAGAUCCGCUAUCGGAAAGGGGCGCGGAAGAGCGAGGCGGCAGAGACCACGGGUGGCACACAGCUCUUCCAGCUUAUAGACGGUCUGGAGCGUGGCACAGAGUAUACCUUUCGUGUGGCUGCCAUUACUGCAAAUGGAACUGGCCCAGCCACGGACUGGCUUACUGCAGAGACAUUUGAGAGCGAUCUGGAUGAGAGCCGAGUGCCGGACAUCCCCAGCUCUCUGCAUGUCCGGCCGCUGGUCACCAGCAUCGUGGUCAGCUGGACACCACCGGAGAACCAGAACAUCGUGGUCCGGGGCUACGCCAUCGGCUACGGCAUAGGCAGCCCCCACGCUCAGACCAUCAAGGUGGACUACAAGCAGCGCUACUACACCAUAGAGAACCUGGACCCAAGUUCCCACUAUGUUCUGACACUCAAAGCCUUCAACAAUGUUGGAGAGGGGAUCCCAGUGUAUGAGAGUGCAGCCACCAGGCCGUUGUCAGACCCUGAGGUUGUUUUAUAUGAACUUUUCAAUGCUCCAUACACUCCAGUACCAGACCCUUCCCCCAUGCUGCCACCCGUGGGAGUGCAGGCGUCAGUCCUGAGCCACGACACCAUCAAGGUAACCUGGGCCGACAACUCCCUGCCCAAGAACCAGAAGAUAACCGACGCUCGCUACUACACGGUGCGCUGGAAGACCAACAUCCCUGCCAACACCAAGUACAAGACUGCAAACACAACAAACCUUAACUACAUGGUGACAGGACUGAAGCCCAAUACCCUGUAUGAGUUUUCAGUUAUGGUUACUAAAGGCCGUCGAUCCAGCACCUGGAGCAUGACGGCGCAUGGGACUACCCUUGAGACAAUUCCGAACUCUCCCCCAAAAGACGUGACGGUGGUGAGCAAGGAAGGGAGACCUCGAACCAUCAUCAUCAACUGGCAGCCUCCGUCCGAAGCCAACGGCAAGAUCACAGGCUACAUCAUCUAUUACAGCACGGAUGUGAACGCUGAAGUUCAUGACUGGGUCAUUGAGCCGGUGGUGGGGAACAGACUCACUCACCAGAUUCAGGAUUUAACCCUUGAUACAUCGUAUUACUUCAAAAUCCAGGCACGGAAUUCUAAAGGAAUGGGACCCAUGUCGGAGGCGGUGCAGUUCAGGACUCCCAAAGCUGAAUCUUCUGACAAAAUGGCUAAUGACCAAGCUUCUGGACCAGUUAAACCAGGUGGUCGCAACACAAUACCACACAGGGAGUUCGGCUCCGUUGGGAGACCCAGCCACUCAGGGAGCCCGACCCCCACUCUGGAUAACAACAUGCUGUUGAUUAUAAUCGUGUCUGUGGGCGCCUUCACCAUCAUCGUCGUGGUGAUCGUGGCUGCCCUCUGUACCCGGCGCACCAACUCCCAGCAGAAGAAGAAGAGGGCAGCCUGUAAAUCAGCGAACGGCUCUCACAAGUACAAGGUCAACUCGAAGGACCUGAAACCACCAGACCUGUGGAUCCACCACGAGAGGCUGGAGCUGAAGCCCAUCGACAAGUCGCCAGAGCCCAACCCUGUCAUGACGGAGACGCCGAUCCCCCACACCUCUCAGGACAUCCCUCCCGUGGAUACCGCCGUGGACAGCAGCAUCCUCCAACGACGCAACUCGUACCGCGGGCAUGAAUCUGAGGACAGCAUGUCCACACUAGCAGGGCGGCGGGGGAUGAGACCCAGAAUGAUGAUGCCUUUUGACGCCCAGCCCCCACAGCCUGUGAUUAGUGCUCAUCCCAUCCAUUCCCUCGAUAACCCUCACCACCAUUAUCACUGCGGCAGCCUGGCCUCCCCGGCACACAGCUAUCUCCACCAUCAGCUCAACCCACGGCCGCUCGCCAAUUCCAUCUCCCACAUAGACAGGGCCAACUCCUCAGAGUCGGUGAGGAACACUCCUGGCGCUGACCCUGUGCCGGUGGCGAGUCAGGCUGCCUGCAGUGUGGAGCACAUGGAGCCCGAAGCUAGCUUCCUGAGCAGCGUCCCUGAGGAGGAGCCCAGCCGCAACCCGCCCACCGCACACGUGCGCCCCUCCCACCCGCUCAAGAGCUUCGCUGUGCCUGCGGUGCCCCCCGCCGCCACCUUCGAGUCCCCCGCACUGCCCAGCACCCCCCUGCUCACUCAGACAGGGACCACACCCCAGAUGCACUCUGUGAAAACAGCCUCCAUCGGGACCCUGGGAAGGACCCGUUCUCCCAUGCCAGUCACAGUGCCCAGCGCACCCGACGUACCCGAGACCAGCAGCAUGCUGGAGGAUCCAGAGAGUGUAAGUACAGCAAUGCUUCAGUGCUGCAAGCCUCUCCCUGGCUCAGAUUCAGUCUGUCCCCUCCCUGUAUUCAUACUCACUACGGUGGCACAUCCAAUGCCCUGUGAAGUGGUACUCUUUGGGACCCACCCCUGUUUUGUUUAAUAAUGUGGUCCUCAGAACCACUCCCCAGUACGUUUAGAAAAACAGUAAAAAGCACAGUGGGUGACUCUCUUUUAAAUGUGUAACGCUACUUCACAAUAAUAUUACUUUUACUUAUGAAAUGUGGAUAUAUGCACAAUAUGAUUACAUCUGACUUUAUAUUGCAACUUUUUGGCACCACUGAAUGUUUGUAUGUAAACUGGA